AUGGGCCCAGUCUGUACUGCCCAAAAGCGCAAAAACAAAGCUCAAGAAGAAAAAGAUGCACUUCGAGCCUCCAAUUAACCCUGUCUCGAAUCUACCUCAUUAGCUGCUGGACAAUCCCUACCAUUGGAAUUAAAGAAUUAAUCUGGCUUAGAAGAGGCUGUGUAAAACCUUAUGUAGCUCUUUAAGAGAUUCACUAUGUUUCUAGAACUAGUUGGCAAUCUGUCUCAACUACCUUAGCACACAAGAGAUAAACUAAACAAUUGUAUAGCGAUCAAACAAAAUAUUUCCAUUAUUAUUUAAAAUAAUGUGAAGAGAGUCAUGAGAGAAUAACAAAUCAUUAAACGAAUAGAUGAGUCAGAUUAUUACCUCAUUUAUAAUGACCGAAAAUUUGCAAGCACAUUCAAUCAAAUGAUGUCAAAAUUAGCCAAUCUGGUCUUAACUGAACUUAAACCUGACGAAGAUUUCUAAAAUGCCUUCCCCAUUUUAGCAGUGUCAUUUGAAGAAGAAGCCCAAAAAAUUAAUAACAUAGUUGAAAAGCUGAAGAACAAUAUAAUUGUUUCAAUUAGAAAAGGAAGUUCCCAGCAUUCAAUCUCAAUUAACCAAUAAUAAUCAAAUAGAAAAGCUUCACAAUAAUGA
Paramecium tetraurelia is the source of this 636-nucleotide messenger RNA. RefSeq lists its product as uncharacterized. NCBI's taxonomy places the organism in Eukaryota, Ciliophora, Oligohymenophorea, Peniculida, Parameciidae. The transcript has a single exon. The record is from RefSeq and is a predicted model, not a curated record.